Molecule: messenger RNA, 4881 nt
Organism: Aplysia californica (California sea hare)
Lineage: Eukaryota; Metazoa; Mollusca; Gastropoda; Aplysiida; Aplysiidae
Exons: 2
Coding region: 1192-1932 (246 amino acids)
Source: RefSeq, a predicted model, not a curated record
CAUUAUAUAUAUUAUGUGUGAGUGUGUGGGUCGUAACAGUGGAAUCGGGCUCUCAUCAACUUUUCGGGAAUGGAGAAAUCCGUACGUUUCCAAAUGUUGGGGCAAUUUCUUUUUCCCAGAAACCUUCCUUCCAUACAUUCAAGACCUUUUCAGAUGAAUUUUAUGGAAAAAUGUUGUUUAAAGUCAAAGAUAUGUUAGUUUGUUGAGCAAGUGCCAGCACUCACCUGUAGCACGAGGUGCCACUGGGAAACGGCUGCUUUGUUGAAUCAUGCACAACUCUGCUGCUGUAGAAGAUAGAUCAAGGGUUUUUUUAACCAAGUUCAAGAAAGACAGACAAGCUUUCGUUUAAUAGCAUAACUCCAUAAUUCCCCAAAUUGAUGAGCGCCUGAUUCCCCACACCGCGACAUGUGCCUGUAGAUUUACUUGAGUUUUACAGUCACUGUGACCUUCUGGAAUAAUGAACAGUCUUCACUUCAUCUCUUCACUUUCCACAUGCUGUCUACACUUUAAAGAUGUUUUUUUUUCCUGACACAAGUGAACAAUUGAAUAUAAGGAUAUUUGCUUGUAAGAUUUUAAAGACUGCCUACACAUUCACUCAAUCAUUCAUUCUGAUCCCAGACUCUUCCCUGUAGUGUAUUCACAUCUUGUACCACUUCCAUCUUUUCACUGUAAAGAAGGAAGCCUUUUUCUUGUGUGCUUUGGUGAAACAAUUUUGGAAGAAUUUUUUCCACCAGCUGGGUGAGAGCAGCCAUAGUUUGAGCCUCAAGUGUCCAUGUGUUAUGUCUGCUGUCUGCUGUCUCUGCUGUCUGCUGUCUGCUGUCUGUUGUCUGCUGUCUGUUGUCUGCUGUCUGCUGUCUGUUGUCUGCUGUCUGUUGUCUGUUGUCUGCUGUCUGGUGGGCAUUUUAUCGAUCACAGUUUUCUUCCUUGUUUUUCCGUCCCCUGUUGUCGCCGGGAUGCCUUCGUUAACUUUGUCGUAACAUUCUCUUCCAUGGUGUUUCCCAACAUUUGAUCUUACUGGUUUCACUAAUCAGGUUUCUUGAAGUAUGUCUGCGAGUCCCCAAAGAUAUUCCGGAGUUCCAGAGCGGACAGGGAUAGCAAAAUAACUGCUCCAGUUUAUUUUGUUUGCCUCACAUUUACAAACUUAUAGGCAAGAAGAGGGUGGCUCAGAUAAUUUACAAACUUAUAGGCAAGAUGAAGAUGGCUCAGAUAAUUUACAAACUUAUAGGCAAGAAGAGGGUGGCUCAGAUAAUUUACAAACUUAUAGGCAAGAAGAGGGUGGCUCAGAUAAUUUACAAACUUAUAGGCAAGAUGAAGAUGCCUCAGAUAAUUUACAAACUUAUAGGCAAGAAGAGGGUGGCUCAGAUAAUUUACAAACUUAUAGGCAAGAAGAGGGUGGCUCAGAUAAUUUACAAACUUAUAGGCAAGAUGAAGAUGCCUCAGAUAAUUUACAAACUUAUAGGCAAGAAGAGGGUGGCUCAGAUAAUUUACAAACUUAUAGGCAAGAUGAAGAUGCCUCAGAUAAUUUACAAACUUAUAGGCAAGAAGAGGGUGGCUCAGAUAAUUUACAAACUUAUAGGCAAGAUGACAGUGGCUCAGAUAAUUUACAAACUUAUAGGCAAGAUGAAGGUGGCUCAGAUAAUUUACAAACUUAUAGGCAAGAAGAGGGUGGCUCAGAUAAUUUACAAACUUAUAGGCAAGAAGAGGGUGGCUCAGAUAAUUUACAAACUUAUAGGCAAGAAGAGGGUGGCUCAGAUAAUUUACAAACUUAUAGGCAAGAAGAGGGUGGCUCAGAUAAUUUACAAACUUAUAGGCAAGAAGAAGGUGCUGGAAAUUCAGGACAACACUUGCUGCUUUUUUCCCUUUGUGACUUUCGUGAGAAAUUUCCUUCCCAGAGGUUCGCUUGUCUUCUGGGUGUGGAGAGAUUUACAUUGAUAGCCCAUAGAGUAGAAAGGCUGAAACAGAACCUGGACAUGGGCGGUUGGUGCCUCUAGAAAUAAAUUAUUGAUGGUCAAGGUAUAGACAGUAGAUUAUUUGUACAUUUGUUUGGGGGCCCAAAAGAGAAUAAAUCGUUGCGCAUUUGUAAGUGUGAAUGAAGGGAAAACAGUAAAAGAGUUUCUUGGUGAAUUGUUCCCAGUAGUAUGUGCAGAGCUAGGUCUACUGCCCAGUUUGUCUGUCUCAUUCUGUCUCAUUCUGUCUCAUUCUGUCUCACUCUGUCUCAUUCUGUCUCAGUGAAAUCAGGAAAGAAAGUAGUGAUGAUCAAGGUGAAAGGAGCCGUGCUGAGAACGGAAACACAGCACAAUGUACUGCUCUUCUCUCAUGGAUACAGAAAAGUAAAUAUUCAAAAGAAAGAUACUAAUCUACUAUUGUGUUUUCCAAGGUAGCCUACUGUCCUCCAUACUGUUUCAGUAGUCCUACAUCAAUCAACUGUGGCAGUGUUCACUGUCGUCGGUAAUCUGCUCUGCCUUUCUGCUCACAGAGUUAAGUUUGUAGAGAUUUGUUGCUGGUGGAUUGUCCAGUGGAAAGUUCCAAAAGUUUGUUUCUUUAAUGAUGUAAUGAAACUGAAAGGAAAAACGUUCUUUUCUCUGUGAUAAGGUAGAGGAUACUCUCUCUAUAUAUAUAUAUAUCCAAUGUACAACGAUAUGACCCUCUGUUGAUAUGACCCUCUGUCGUGGUAUUGUCUCUAGCUCUGGCCCCAUCACUUCAGAAAACAGUCGGUCAGGUGAGAGAAGCUAAGGAAGAAGAAGGUAAAAGGCAUACUGAGCCAAUGCUCAUAAACUCUCGUACCUCUAGAACCUAUCUGUUUGUCGUAUAGGACAAAGAGCCAUACAUGUUAUGAUGAACAAUUGCGCAACCAUAAACAUAAUAAUAAUAAUAAUGAUAAUAAUAAUAAUAAUAAAUGGCAUUAAUGCUGUGCAUUUCCAUUUUCUAAAAAAUGCUCAAUGCACUUUACAUUAAUAAAAACUAUCACACAUGCAGUGGAGUCUUCUUAAAUCAAACACGGUUAACUGCAAGAAAAGAAAAUUUCUUUGCAGAUUUCGGUGGAAGCAGACUUCGUUGUAGAUGCCCCCCACUCUAUGAAGGCACUAGGUGAACAUUCAUAGUCUGGGGGGGGAGCUCUCGGAGUUGUGGUGUUGAAAUGUUCCUCACUUUCCAUCAGAGAGGUGUGUGACUGAGAUCUUUCUACAUUUUGUUGGAGGUGACUGAAGACGUUUGCUUCCCAAAUAAUAUGAUCACUAAUGAGAAAGGGGAAAUAAAUGCAUGCUGAGUUAUUUUUUGUUUUCCUUCAUCAUAUUUUGUAGCGUCUUGUUUCUCCUGUGUCGUGAUAUGAUCUGGAAACGUGAACAACAACGUUAAUGAAGAAGGAAAGUGCUCAUUGUGAACAUUUUGAAGAGAAGUUAAAACAUUUUUAAAGAUAAUUUUUUUUUUAUUUGUUUUGGUAGGACCAUUAGUUUGUUUGCCUGCUGUACAGAGUAACACGGUCCCCUACGGUUUGUCUUGUCCCAGGAAUUGUCUGUCGUUCUGUUUCGUGAUUCGACACACCUCAUGUCGUCAUGUUGUCUUUCCACGGGGUCGUGUUGCCCUCAGGGAACAACAGAUCUUUUUCCUCGUAAUAUGUGUGACCUUCACAGGGGCUGCUAGCCAAUAGCAAACAACUUUGGGAGGUCAGAGUAAUUGUGACAGAAGGAGCAAAUGAUUUGAUAGUGGUUGUAUGCCUUAAGUUACUUCCUUCGAUUUAUUCAAAACAUGUAAAUAUAUUUUUCGAGGGCAGCAUAGAUUUUUUAAAUCAGAAGAAUAGGAUGAGAGGUCAGUUUGUUUUUGUGUUCUCUUUUGCCAGUGUGAAGAACUUUGUUCUUCCAGAUGAGAUUCUGACGUUCUUUUGUUGUCAAUAUGGCUGCAGGUUGUUUACUCUAUGGAAGUGGACCAAUCAACUGCCUUGAACAAAAGAAUGGCUUACUUUCUGUUGACAUAAUCUAUAUCGUUUUCAUGUAGCGUUGGGUCUUGUUGUAAGGUGUGAUCACGAUGCAGCUUGUCCAAACCUAACGAGUGCCGUGACGUUGUAAUGAAAGAGAGGGGAAUUCUUCGAGAGCUGUCUGUCUACCUCAAACAAUGAGAUUUGGAUAUUCAGCGAGACGGUGGUCACUUGCACGUUUGGAUGAAGUGGCAGCUCUUGUACACCACCAUUAUAUACAGUAUGGCUGAUCAGUUUUCCUAUGUGCGUGUUGUUGGUUUUUUUUCCACCUAUCUUUUGUGGUGCCUUACAGUGACAGACGUGACCUACUUUCAGUGGCCUCGUGUCAGCGUCCAGUGCACUUCUUUCAAAAUGCUGCACAUUUAAUUUGUCUGGGUUUUUUAUAUGACUCUACAACAUAUUCAAGUCGUGUUCAAUUGAGUAGAAUCAUACGUGUUGCCACAUGGUGGAAUCAUAUUAAUUGCUUUUGUUUUUCAUUCCAUUUCGUUUUAUGAUGUAGAUCCUAUUUUAUAUACACCUUUGCAAAACAUAUAAAAUGUUUUUACAGUACUCAUUUAUUGCACUCUUAGUUUUGUUUGAUAUCAUGUAAUCUAAACACAAAAAUCCUCUGUAUGGAAACAUACUUGUCCAUUUUUAACUUCCCCAUCAGCGUACGACUGACAGAGGUCUUCUUCUGUUGCCUGCAAGUGCAGUGUGUGAUUCAGAAGUAUCAGUGGUAACUUUGUACCUUAUAUUUGGAGAGUAUUUGUACAAAAACCAACAGUCGGUAUAUCAGCCCGGAUGUACAACUCUGACAGAUGGGACACUCCCAGGUUUUGAUAUGUAUGUCUUUGGGUAUCCGUGUGGAGCUGUUUACCUUUCACUUCGCCAUACAUUACGUUUGCUUGUAAAUAAAUUUGUUGUAGUCAUAA